UAAUUCUGGGCUUCUGUAAUUUUUAAAAGUGAUGCAAAUAAAACUCAUAUAUAAAUAAUUUUAAUCAUAUAAAAAUAAAGAAAUUUUGGAAAUUUUAUACAUAAUUAAAAUUAAGAAAGAAAGAGUGCAUUUAAAAGCACUAGAGGCGUACGGAAAAUUAAAAAAAUAAAAGCAAGGAAAUAGGAAAUAAGAAUUUUUACAAAAAUUUAAGUUAAUUAUUAUACGGCCAAACUUAUUUUGCUGUAAAUGAUGUAGGAAAAAUAAUCCAUCUCUUAAUAAAAUUAAGUUGCCAAUUAAUUUUUCAUGACACUUGCUACAGAGUGAAAUAAAUUUUCAGUUAUUUCUAAAAUGAAUCUGAAUUCUGAAAAUAGAAUAUAGCAAAAGCAUGUAGUCGCGACCGCGACUCUUUUUCCCGCCGCAUGUUUCGGAGGAGGAGUCAACUCCUCGUGCUCCGCUGCUUUUCGUAGACAGCUAAACAGCGAGAGUCGCCGCUCCUCUCCUUGCUGCUUUCCUUCAGUAUAGACAGUGCCUUAGAGCCCGAGUGUUCCACAAGGCCCAACGACGGCCACUAGCAAGACAUGCCGGCGUAAUUAAAUAUGAAUCAAUAGCUCUGAUUUUUCGCUGUCGAUUCGCAACAACAGACAUCAAGAUGAACGGAGCUGGACUCAAGAAAAUCGGCAUCUGCAUUGCCCUGACAGUGGUGCUGGGCUCCACCCUGACUGACGCCAUCAAGUGCUACCACUGUUCCGUGAAGCCGGCCGUCGUGCAAAGGGGCGCGAAGGAAAUGAAACCGCCCUGUCAAAUGUUCACCCCUUCCAAGGAGUACGAGAUCGAGUGCGGCAACUCGACCUACUGCAUGAAGCAGACCUACAACUUCACCCUUCUAAAUGGUUCGGUGACGACUGUGGUUCAGCGUGAGUGUGCGCCGCAAACGGCGCCGUACCAGGUGCUGGUGGGCAACAAGUGGCAGCGCAAGGUCAAGGUGCAGGAGGACGCGUAUGAGGAGGGUUGCAUAAUCCAGAGUCCGGACCACCCUAUCAAGACGACGCCGACCGAGUAUUGCUAUUGCAGCAAGAAUUUGUGCAAUUCGGGCAAGUCGACGCACGACGCGACCUCGGCAGCGCACACGGACGCCAUGGCCGUCAUUUUCGUCUUCAACGCGAUGAAGUACAUUCGCAGUCUGCGAUAGCACCCUGAUCUAAAUCUUCCAUUGAUACUAGUGUAAUGAAUUAUAAACACGUGAAACGCAUGAUACGAGUGGACAUGCUGAAGUGGCUGUGACCGAUAGAUCAAAAAAUCGUGGAAUCCGCAUAAUUAUGUUAUUAAGUGGGCCGGAUGCAAGUGCUCCGACCUAAACUACUAUUGACAGUUAUAAGUUAUAUUUUGUAUUUUGUUACUCCAUAUGUGUGCCUCUUAAGACGAAAAAAGAAUAAAUGUGUAUUGUAUGUGUUGCAGAAUAUGAAA
Messenger RNA from Neocloeon triangulifer, 1464 nucleotides. RefSeq lists its product as uncharacterized. The transcript has 3 exons. NCBI's taxonomy places the organism in Eukaryota, Metazoa, Arthropoda, Insecta, Ephemeroptera, Baetidae. Gene Ontology annotation, biological process: sleep; positive regulation of voltage-gated potassium channel activity; regulation of synaptic transmission, cholinergic. The record is from RefSeq and is a predicted model, not a curated record. The coding region runs from base 650 to 1189 and encodes 179 amino acids.